Chaetomium strumarium is the source of this 3516-nucleotide messenger RNA. RefSeq lists its product as uncharacterized. NCBI's taxonomy places the organism in Eukaryota, Fungi, Ascomycota, Sordariomycetes, Sordariales, Chaetomiaceae. The coding region runs from base 1 to 3516 and encodes 1171 amino acids. The transcript has 4 exons. The record is from RefSeq and is a predicted model, not a curated record. Gene Ontology annotation, molecular function: ATP binding; carbamoyl-phosphate synthase (glutamine-hydrolyzing) activity; metal ion binding. Gene Ontology annotation, cellular component: cytoplasm.
AUGCUGUCUGCCGUGUACAAGGCGGGCCGCGCUCCGGCCGUGCUCCGUCAUGGUCGCCGGGUCCCAGUAACGUCGUCCCAAGUGAGGACACUGACAUCGGGCGCGCAGAAUGGCGUCUUUCGUAAUGCACAGACUGAGCUCGCGAGCGCCAGGUUGAGUCAGAAACGGCUCUUCUCUGCCUCUGCCGCCAGUCUCAGCUCCGGCGCUGCGCAGCCUGCUCCCGAUCCCAAGGCCUACCUCUCGAGCGGAGUGGUAAAGCCUAAGGAGCACGUUGGCGUCAAGAAGGUCCUCGUCAUUGGUAGCGGUGGUCUUGCCAUUGGCCAGGCUGGAGAGUUCGACUACUCCGGAUCGCAAGCCCUCAAGGCCCUUAAGGAGGCCGGCGUGGCCUCUGUGCUCAUCAAUCCCAAUAUCGCUACCAUCCAGACGAACCACGUCCUCGCCGACGAGGUCUACUACCUGCCUGUCACCCCUGAGUAUGUCGAGUACGUCAUCCAGAAGGAGAAGCCCGAUGGCAUCUUCCUGUCCUUUGGUGGCCAGACGGCCCUCAAUCUCGGUGUGCAGAUGCAGAAGUUGGGCCUUUUCGAGAAAUACGGCGUCAAAGUCCUUGGCACCAGCGUGAGGACAUUGGAGCUCAGCGAGGACAGAGAUCUGUUUGCGAAGGCGCUCGAGGAGAUCAACAUCCCCAUCGCUAAGUCCAUCGCCGUCAACACGGUUGACGAAGCCCUCGACGCCGCGUCCAAGAUCGGCUACCCGAUUAUCGUCCGCGCUGCCUAUGCGCUUGGCGGUCUGGGAUCGGGCUUCGCCAACAACGAGGAGGAGCUGCGCAACAUGGCCGCCCGGUCACUCACCCUCUCGCCUCAGAUCCUUGUCGAGAAGUCGCUCAAGGGCUGGAAGGAGGUCGAGUACGAGGUCGUCCGUGACGCGAACAACAACUGCAUCACGGUGUGCAACAUGGAGAACUUCGACCCCUUGGGCAUCCACACUGGCGACUCCAUCGUCGUUGCGCCCAGCCAGACCCUGAGCGACGAGGAGUACCACAUGCUGCGGUCCGCUGCCAUCAAGAUUGUCAGGCACUUGGGCGUCGUUGGCGAGUGCAACGUCCAGUAUGCGCUGCAGCCCGAUGGCUUGGACUACAGGGUUAUCGAGGUCAACGCCCGUCUUUCUCGUUCGUCUGCCCUGGCUUCCAAGGCCACCGGAUACCCGCUGGCGUAUACCGCCGCGAAGAUUGGCCUGGGCCACAGCCUGCCCGAGCUCCCCAAUGCAGUGACCAAGACGACGACAGCGAACUUUGAGCCCUCGCUCGAUUACAUCGUCACCAAGAUUCCCAGGUGGGACCUGUCCAAGUUCCAGCAUGUCAAGCGGGACAUCGGCAGCGCCAUGAAGUCGGUGGGCGAGGUCAUGGCCAUCGGUCGUACCUUUGAGGAGUCUUUCCAGAAGGCCAUCCGGCAGGUCGACCCUAGGUUCGUCGGCUUCCAAGGCGACAAGUUCGCGGACCUCGACUACGAGCUGCAGAACCCCACCGAUCGUCGCUGGCUGGCCGUCGGCCAGGCCAUGCUGCACGAGAACUACUCUGUCGACCGCGUCCACGAGCUGACCAAGAUCGACAAGUGGUUCCUGUACAAGCUGCAGAACAUUGUCGACUGCACCAAGGAGCUCCAGCAGAUCGGCAGCCUUGGUGGUCUUAAAAAGGAGCAUAUCCUGAAGGCGAAGAAGAUGGGCUUCUCGGAUAAGCAGAUUGCUAUGGCCGUCGGCAGCACCGAGGACCAGGUCCGCGCUCGUCGUUUGGAGUUUGGCAUCCGCCCUUGGGUGAAGAAGAUCGAUACGCUGGCCGCCGAGUUCCCCGCGGAUACCAACUACCUCUACACCACCUACAACGCGUCGUCUCACGACGUCACCUUCCAGGACAAGGGCACGGUCAUUCUGGGAAGCGGCGUCUACCGGAUUGGUAGCUCUGUCGAGUUCGAUUGGUGUGCCGUCAGCGCGACUCAGGCUCUGCGGAAGAUGGGAGAAAAGACCAUCAUGAUCAACGUGAACAACCCAGAAACCUAUUCCACAGAUUUCGAUACUGCUGAUAGACUCUACUUUGAGGAGCUGAGCUAUGAGCGUGUCAUGGAUAUCUACGAGCUGGAGAGCGCUGGCGGUGUUGUGGUGUCUGUGGGCGGCCAGUUGCCGCAGAACAUCGCGCUCCGUCUGCAAGAGACGGGCGGGGCCAAUGUCCUGGGAACGGACCCCCGCGACAUUGACAAGGCCGAGGACAGACAAAAGUUCUCCGAAAUUCUCGACAGCAUCGGUGUCGACCAACCGGCGUGGAAGGAGCUCACCUCGGUUGAGGCUGCGGAGCAGUUCGCCGAGCAGGUCGGCUAUCCUGUCCUUGUGCGUCCCAGUUACGUCCUGUCCGGCGCUGCCAUGACCGUCAUUCGCAGCAAGGAGGACCUGAAGGAAAAGCUGGAGGCCGCUGCCAAUGUCUCGCCCGACCACCCGGUGGUUAUCAGCAAGUUCAUUGAGGGUGCUCAGGAGAUCGACGUGGAUGGUGUCGCCUCCGGCGGCAAACUCAUCAUCCACGCUGUCAGUGAACACGUGGAGCAGGCUGGUGUCCACUCUGGCGACGCUACCUUGGUUCUCCCUCCUGUGAGCCUGGACGAGACCACCAUGUCGCGGGUGAAGGAGAUCGCGCAGAAGAUCGCUCAGGCGCUGAAGAUCACUGGCCCAUUCAACAUGCAGAUUAUCAAGGCUGACGACCCCGAGGGCGGCCUCCCGGCGUUGAAGGUCAUUGAGUGCAACCUGCGUGCCUCCCGGUCAUUCCCCUUCGUCAGCAAGGUGCUUGGCACCAACUUCAUCGACGUAGCCACCAAGGCCCUCGUAGGCAAGGAAGUGCCCGAGCCCACCGACCCGAUGGCAGUCAAGCGCGACUACCUCGCCACCAAGGUGCCGCAGUUCUCGUGGACCCGUCUUGCCGGUGCCGAUCCUUUCCUCGGCGUCGAGAUGGCGUCGACGGGUGAGAUGGCCUGCUUCGGCAAGGACCUGGUCGAGGCCUACUGGACAUCGGUCCAGUCGGCUAUGAACUUCCGCGUGCCCGAGCCUGGCGAGGGUCUCCUCUUCGGCGGCGAGCUGAGCAAGAAGUGGCUCACCACCGUCGUCGACUACCUCGCUCCUCUCGGCUACAAGCUCUAUGCUGCCGAUCAGGAGGUCAAGCAGCACUUGGAGUCGACGUGCAAGCACAAGAUCAACGUCGAGCUGAUCGAAUUCCCCAAGGAGGACAAGCGCACGCUGCGUGAAGUCUUCAAGAAGUACGACAUCCGCGGCGUCUUCAACCUGGCUCAGGCCCGCGGCAAGACGGUCAUGGACGUCGACUACGUCAUGCGCCGUAAUGCGGUCGACUUUGGUGUCCCGCUGUUCAUGGAACCUCAGACUGCUAUGCUCUUUGCUCAAUGCAUGAGCGAGAAGCUGCCUCGUCCGGGGGGCAUUCCCUCCGAGGUCCGCAGGUGGUCUGACUUCAUUGGUGGCAAGCCCCUGUAA